Arachis ipaensis is the source of this 3758-nucleotide messenger RNA. RefSeq names its product disease resistance protein RPV1. Lineage: Eukaryota; Viridiplantae; Streptophyta; Magnoliopsida; Fabales; Fabaceae. Gene Ontology annotation, molecular function: ADP binding. The record is from RefSeq and is a predicted model, not a curated record. Gene Ontology annotation, biological process: defense response; signal transduction.
AAGUAGCUUCCAUUUAUUUAUUAUUAAUUUGACUUGACUUUAGUUAAGAUGACUCGAGUCUUUUAUUUCACACAGACAUCACCACCAAUAUAAUAAUCACUUGUGUUCAUUACUUGAGGCACUAGAGUUUCUCUCCAAUAUUCAAUGCCGUCUUCUUCUUUAGAUGUUCCCCAAAUCAAAUAUGACGUGUUCAUCAGUUUUAGAGGAGAAGACAUCCGUGAUAAUUUUCUUAGCCACCUGAGAAAAGAAUUGCGUCAUAACCAAAUUGAUUUCUUUGUUGACGAUGAAAAGGUUCAUCCUGGAGAUGAAAUUUCAUCCACACUUCUUGAAGCAAUUGAGGGGUCUUACAUUUCAUUAGUCAUCUUCUCGAAACACUAUGCUUCUUCAAAAUGGUGUAUGGAGGAGCUUGUGAGGAUAACUGAAUGUAUGGAAGAAUAUGAAAGGAUUGUGAUACCUGUUUUUUACAACGUUGAUCCUUCUCAUGUAAGACAUCAGAAAGGAACUUUUGCAGAGGCUUUUGAUGUUCAUGAAGAGAAAUAUAAGAUCAGUAGAGAAAAGCUACAAAAUUGGAGAUCUGUCUUGAAAAAGAUUGCUAAUUUAUCCGGAAUUCAUUAUCCAUCAAAAUAUCGGAAUGAAUCUGAAGUCAUUGAUGACAUUGUCAAGAGUAUAUCGGAGAAAUUGCCGCAUCUUUUGUCAAAUGCAUCCGAAGGCCUUAUUGGAAUUGAUGAAAAUUCAAAAUUUCUUCAACCUCUACUGGAAAUGGAGUCUGAUGAAGUUCGAAUUGUGGGAAUUUGGGGCAUGGGAGGCAUAGGUAAAACAACAAUUGCUAGAGCAAUAUUUGACAGAUAUGCCUCUCGAUAUGAAGGUUGCUGCUUUCUACAAAAUGUAAGAGAAGAAUCACAAAAUUCUGGCAAACACGGCUUAUAUGAGAAACUUAUUUCUGAACUACUUGAGGAAGAACAUCUCCUUGUGAAGGGAUCAGCCCAAGCAAGAUCUAUGUAUGUUAAGAGAAGGUUGAGUCGGAAAAAGGUCUUCAUAGUGCUUGACGAUGUGGAUACAUCAGAUAUAUUAGAUUAUCUAAUUAUAAAACAAAUCUGUUUGGCACCAGGAAGUAGGGUCAUUAUAACAACUAGAGACGAGCAAGUACUAAUUGCUGCAAGAGUGCAUGCAAUAUACAAGGUCCAAGAAUUGAGCUUUAAGAGUUCCCUUGAGCUUUUUUGCUUAAAAGCCUUUCACAAAAGCUAUCCUGAAAAUGGAUAUGAAAAGCUUUCAAAAAUGGCCGUUAAUUAUGCAAAUGGCAUUCCAUUAGCCUUAGAAGUAUUGGGAUCCUUUUUAUGCUCAAGAAGUGUAGUAGCUUGGGAAAGUGCACUAAGAAAACUCAAGAUUCAUCCUGAUCCAAGCAUAUUCAAAGUGUUGAAAUUGAGUUAUGAUGGAUUAGAUGAGUUAGAGAGGAGCAUAUUCUUAGACAUUGCUUUCUUUUUCAAAGGAGAAUGCAUGGAUGAUGUCAUAAGGUUUCUAGAUUCUUGUGAUUUCUUUGCAGAGAUCGGAAUAAACAAUCUUGAACGUAAAGCUCUUAUAACCAUUCGGGGCAAAAGAAUAGAAAUGCAUGACUUGAUACAACAGAUGGGUUGGGAAAUAGUUCGUCAAGAAUCAAAUACAGACCCUGGAAAGUCACCAAAAAUAAAUAGAGACCCUGGAAAGCUUAGCAGAUUAAGUAGACCUGAGGAUUUUUACAAUUUAUUGAAAAAUAGCCAAGAAAAUAAAUUAGUUGAAGGUAUUAUGAUUGACUUGUCUCAAACUAAAGAUCUACACUUGAAUGCCAACACCUUCAAAAAUAUGCCCCGCCUAAGAUUUCUUAAACUUCAUACUCUCUUGGGUGUAAGAUCAUCGAAUGUGCUAGUUCCUACAGGUCUUGAGGCAUUUUCUGAUGAACUAAGAUAUUUGGAGUGGUGUAGAUAUCCUUUGAGUUCCUUGCCGUCAACAUUUUUUGCUGAGAAGCUUGUUGAGUUUAGCAUGCCACAGAGUCAGGUUUCUAAACUUUGGGAUGGAGUGCAGGAUCUUGUGAAUUUGAAGAUAAUUAACCUUUCGCAAUGCAACCAGUUGGUGGAACUUCCUGAUCUUAGUAAGGCAACAAAUCUUGAGGUGUUAGACGUGUCCUUUUGUAAAGGGUUGUGUGAACUUCACCCAUCUGUUUUAUCCAUCCCCACACUUAAAAAUUUGAGUCUUUCUUGGUGUCAAAAACUGAACAGUGUUAAAGGGGAGAUUCAUUCCAAGUCUCUUAAAAGACUUGAUUUUGGAGGUUGCUCAAGCCUAGAGGAAUUUUCGGUGACAUCAGGGGAACUGAGUUGUUUAUAUUUCAUUUUCUCAAGAAUUAAGAGUCUUCCAAAUGAGCUAUGCGGCUUUAUAACUCUGGAAGAACUUAAUCUUGCUUGUUGCAGCGAGCUAAUUGAACUCCCUCACAAUCUGAAAGCCUUUUCACGAUUGAAAAGUUUGACUCUAAAUAGUUGCAGUAGUCUUAGAUAUAUACCUGAACUUCCACCAUCUAUAGAAAAGUUAUUUGCUGCUGACUGCACAUCAUUGGAAUCAAUAUUCAGUUUAAAGGAAGUAUUCAGUUUAAAUAGGAGACGUAUCUCAUUUACGAAUUGCAUGAGAUUGGAUAAGGAAUCACUGAAUGAUAUUAUAGAAGAUGCCCAUCACACAAUAUUCAGAAAUAUGUUGUUGUGGUCAUCAGCAUCAUCUUAUGGUUCAUGGGUUCCUGAUGAAGAUGACUGGGACAGUCGCUUCAACUGUGAUGUUUGUCAUGCAGGGAGUAGUGUGCCGGAGUGGUUCAGAUGUCAGAGAGCAGAAGGAGCUUCAGUAACAGUUGAAAUAGAACAACCUUACUACCAGCUGUUGGGUUUCUGUUUCUGCUGUGUUCUUUCUCAAGAGUUCUCCGACGAUCACUCUAUCCUUUGUGAAUAUGACUUAAGAGUACCCGAAUAUUGAGGGACAUUGAAAAGUACACAGGCAGUGAUGAUCAUGGCACCACUUGCAACCAAACCAUUACAUUCAGAUUCAGUGCAAAAACAUAUUUAUUUGAACAAGAGGAUCCUGUGAUUAAAGAGUGUGGGGUUUUUCCAAUAUAUGCCUCAGAUGUCCUUGAUCUCAUCGCAAGACUGGAACUGGAGUUCGACUUGAACCCUCAUCAUAAAUCUGCGGUGUGGAAGGUUCUUGGAGAUUGGGAUCUCGAUGCACUGAAAAGUAGGCUCAUUCAGAAGAUUAAAGAAAAAUCAAUCUGCUUUCAAUCUGAUAGUAUCUGGGACUCAGAAGAAGUAAGCUGGAGUGACUUAGAAGAAGCAAGUUGGAGUGACUCAGAAGAAGAAUGAAAGAAAGAAAGAAAGUUAGUUACUUCAUCAAAAGAGGCAGCAAGGGGGAACACUGCAUUAGCUUUUUCAAAAUUAGCAAAAGCUUCAUGGCUCUAAUUCCACCUUGUAGUACAAACUGAUGUACCUACAUUCACUUUUGUGUAUCUCAAUGGCUGUCUGAAUACUGGGCAUUAAUGUGGAUGGAUAGUAUCAAAGGCAAUUCAGGAAUUCUUGCAUUUGAUAUCAUCCCUUAAGUAACCGUAUAAGGGAAAUUCUGCUUUUUUGAAAAAAGUACUCAUUGUAAAUAUAUUGGUCUUUCUCCAAAUUAGAAUAUGUAUGUUAAAUAAGGAAUGACUUGCAACAACCGGUGAAUAUUAAUGCAAUAAUAAUAUUGUAUAUGCACCUUCCUUUUUA